Messenger RNA from Aplysia californica (California sea hare), 1270 nucleotides. RefSeq names its product cell death-inducing p53-target protein 1 homolog. The record is from RefSeq and is a predicted model, not a curated record. The coding region runs from base 245 to 796 and encodes 183 amino acids. Lineage: Eukaryota; Metazoa; Mollusca; Gastropoda; Aplysiida; Aplysiidae. The transcript has 4 exons. Gene Ontology annotation, molecular function: zinc ion binding.
UUGAAAAUAAUCAAAACAGUGCAACUUUACUCAAACUUUGGGAACUUUGUGGAUGCAAGAAAUCUUUUUCUUCACUCGGAAUAUGCAAUCACGUCUUGUCGAAAUCAAUCACUCAAGGGGAACAAUAGCCGUUACCAAGUGGCGUCAUAUUGUCACGUGACUGUGCUGGUUCCUAAGAGAAUUUCUUCGGCGCUGAACAACGAUUCUUGUUUGGCUCUCAACUUGCUUUCCGAGUUCUCAAAUCAUGUCCUCCAACAACGAUCAUGUAGACCCACCUCCACCAUACCCUGGAGUGUCAAACCAAGCGUUUGAACCUGGUACAGCUUACUAUCAGGCCGGGCCUGCUGCGCCCCCUCCGUACAAGGUGUCUGAAACGCAAGCCCCAGUACUUGAAGGUAACAAUGCGGAAAGAAACCCCCUCACCUUCAGCACUCAUGGUUCUGCCGGGAACUACUCUCACUCAUCAGUUGUGAUUUCGCAGCCUCAAAUGCCAGCCAUCCAGACUUUUCAGGAUAUUCCAGUGCGUUGUGUCUGCCCCCACUGUCAGGCGGAAAUCUUGACGGCAACGCACUAUGACAAUGGCACAAUGACGUGGGUUGUGUGCUGUGUCUUGUGUUCAUUUGGACUGGCGUGUGGCUGUUGCCUGAUUCCGUUCUUCUCCAACAGUGCCAAAGAUGUGGUGCACACAUGUCCCAACUGCAAGCAGCUCAUUUCUCGCUUUGAGAGACUUCGUCCUAUCCCACCGAGAAGUUAUUAUCUUCGCAAUGCCGCGAAUGUCCCUCAGAGGUUGUCCUGACCAUAGUCGCGGACGUUGCUUUUUUGAGCAUGUGCAUAAUUGGAUGGGAUAUAAUUUAUAAUGUUAUGAAGUACAGAACGAUCUGUAUUUAUGCUUCAUAUAUUAUUCAAAGGCGUUCGAUAAAGUUAGACAUGAUGAGCUAUUUCAAAUAUUGGGAGAACUAGACAUAGAUGGAAAAGAUCUUAGAUUUAGCAGGACCGUUGUCCUUCGGAUUCAUCCUGUCGGCAUCCGUGCUCGUUCAGUCGUCAUUCGAUUUCUCGAAGUUUUUUCGAAGUUCAACCGUUCUGGACACAUACACGCGCACACACACGCGCGCACACACACACACACACACACACACACACACACACACACACACACACACACACACACACACACACAGGAGAGCUGCCACUACAGGAAAAAGAAGUGACAUCCAAGUCCAAGUCAAGAGUUCUCCCGGCUGUCUUUCAGCCACACCCCUGAUCCUAUGGU